CACAUAAUGAGGACUAUAUUAGUAUUCAUCGGUUUGCUGUGCGCAUUAAUAUUACCGUUUUCUGAAGGCAGUACCAUCGGAUUGAAAAGCGAUCGAGAGUUUCAUCAAAGCACGAGUUUUGCAUCCGAUCCUUUACUUGUACCUCAGUGCGGAAUCAGUAAUGUGCAGACAGACAGAAUCGUUGGUGGCACAGAAGCUAUAUUAGGUGAAUUUCCUUGGAUAGUUCGUCUUGGGCAAAUUAUUUCUCCUAUGCCUGGUCUGCAAUGGAUAUCGUGGAUAUGCGGUGGCACUUUGAUUAGCGAGAGACAUAUCCUCACCGCCGCUCAUUGUUUUUCUGAUUCUUCUUUAAUGAAUUUUCUUGUGAACUAUAUAGCGCGUAUUGGCGAUCUAGAUUUCGACAGCAACGACGAUGGGGCACAUCCAGUUGAGGUUCUCAUUAAAGAGAUAAUAAUACAUAACAAAUACAAUGAUAUCUCUCAUGAGAAUGAUGCGGCGGUUUUAAAAACAGAUCGCAAGGUACAAUUUACAUCGAUGCUUCUUCCCGCUUGUCUUCCGUUAGGCAAUAUGAAAAAUAAGAAUUUAGAAGGGGAGGAAGUUUCCAUCGCUGGAUGGGGGAAUACUAAAUAUCAAGGAUCAUCGCCCAAUAUGCUUUUGGAAGCCAAAACUUUUUUAACUACGCAGAAAGAAUGCAAAACUGCUUACAGUAAACUACCGACUGCAGUUAUUGAUAACCGCACUCUAUGCGCAGCAAGUCCUGGAAUAGAUUCCUGUCAGGGUGACAGUGGUGGACCACUGAUGAUUCGAUUUGGAAAUAAGACAUAUGUUAUUGGAAUAGUAUCAUGGGGCAAGGGAUGCGCUGAGCCAAAUUAUCCAGGCGUAUACACAAAAGUUGCGGAAUUCCUAUCUUUCAUCAAGCAAUGCAUAGGUAUAGAAGUUUUUCUUAUUAAAAAUUAA
Atta colombica is the source of this 954-nucleotide messenger RNA. Its product is annotated as venom protease. Gene Ontology annotation, biological process: proteolysis. Gene Ontology annotation, molecular function: serine-type endopeptidase activity. Bases 7 to 954 code for a protein of 315 amino acids. The record is from RefSeq and is a predicted model, not a curated record. The transcript has 6 exons. Lineage: Eukaryota; Metazoa; Arthropoda; Insecta; Hymenoptera; Formicidae.